AUGGCGCACACGGCGCGGAAGCGUGACAAAGCUUGGCUCGUGUGGUGUUUCGAGCACUGCACGAAGCCUGAGCACGGCCAGGUACGAAAAGAGCUGAAGGGGAUAGCCACGAAGUUCGGGUACCAGUUCAAGUCGCACAAGAAAUCCAUGGGCUUCCUCAGCUGGCUCGAAGGCAGAAAGGAAAGUAUACUUCUCAUCGCAGACUGGCGGGAAGCGAAGCCCAUCAUAGAAGAGCUCAGCAGAAGCAACAACCGUCACGACAUUCCAGUGUGCGUUGUCGCACAGACGGAGAAGAUGUUUCGUCGCGCAUCUCAUUUCGCAGGCAAGCAUGGGACGGGACCCGAAAUUGUGGUGGAAUUGGGCUACUCGCACGAGAGCGUGGAGGGGUUGGUCCUCUCUCACCUGCAAGCAGCAGGCGAGACGCCACACGUGGAGAUUCCGCCAUCGCCCGUGGAGGAGCUGCCCUUCACGAGCUUCAUGUCUCUGCCCAGUCUUCUCAACGCCGUCAGGGACCCCAAGAUGGCUGCGGUGCUGGAGCAGGACUCACCGGGUGGCCAGACCAUGGACUUGAGCCGUGACUCGAACUUGCUCGUGAUAUGCAGUGAUGGGCAGCCAGCUGCGCCUCGCGCGCGGUCCGAGGAGCUUGCGCGGCGUAGGCGGUGGAGCGCCGGUGCCGAGCUCAAGAGGCUGGAGACAGCGCUGCGCCAGAUGCAGGCGGCCACAGCCCAAGCCUUGGCCGCCUCUGCGCAAGAUGCCAAGGACUCCGCGCUGCGGGCAGGUCAGUUCGCGGCUGAGGAACGCCUCCGCAUUCGUCGCGCGGCGGGAGAGGAGGCGACACGCAGCCGAGAGCUGCAGAAGGAGCUCCGGGCCGAAGUGGAGGCCGCCGGCGCGCUGCGCAGCCGCGCCGAGGCGGAGCAGGAGGCGCUCUCCGCGGAGGUCAAGGCACAGCGAGAAGAGCUGUCGGCAUUGCAGGCGGAAUUGAGGUCCCAGCGGCCAUCGGCCUCGCCUGCGGCAGGUCGGCGGUCCACUUGGCGAACGAGCUGGAUGCAGGGCCCGGCGGAGGAGGGCCCGCCAUCCGACUUGGCGGAGCGCCUUCGAGACCAGCAGCUCGCGGUGCUGCGGGCGGAGCUGGCUGAGGCCCGGCGGCGCACGUCGGAUGCCAGCUCCGACGACGAGAGCGAGGAGCUCUUCGCCUGGGAGCAGGAGCUGCGGAGCCGCCUCGAAGAGGCCGCUUCCCGCCGCGGUGUGCAGCUGGACCUUCAGACUCUGGAAACCCACUUGGCGGCAGGCCUGCGUUUUGGCGAGGCGGACUUUGCCGACGCCGCGGCGGCAGCCGAGGCGCUCGAGACGGCUACUGCCCUCCUCGACGCCUUCAGCGUGGCGCUCGAAGUGUCGCUCCCCGCGCCGAGGGGUGGUGAGGUGGCACGGAGCGUGCGCAUCCGCAAGCUCCAAGAGGCUGCGGCCAAGCAUGGCAUUGACUCCACUCGGCUGGUCGUCAAAGAGCAGCAGGGUGAGGCCCGAGAGCGCGCGACUGUGCGGCUAAUCUUCCGCGAGCCCAAGGGCUCACGCUUGAGUGGCUGGGUGCAGUGCGUGGAUUUCUCCCGGCCGGAGUUUAUGAGAAACGUCGACCUCAGCGAGCACGAAGCGGUGCUUGCGGCAUGCUGGGUAACUGGUCCCGAGGGCUUUAGCCGCCGAAUCAAAGCCUUCUCUACACCGGCGUUCGUAGAGAUCCCAGCUUUGGCGCCAAUGCCAACAAACCGAAGUCGCGAAGAUGCGCUGCGAGCAGCCGGGGACUUCGCUUCCAAGGCCGGCUCUCAACAGGCAGCGCCCCUUCUGCCCACUGCCGAGCUACGGCAGCGACUUGAGAAGGGCGAGAACGUGGUCCUGGUAGACGUCCGGUGCAAGGAGGAGAUGGACGUGUCCAUGAUCCCCGGCUCGGUGACAAAGGAGCACUUCGAGUCCCAGCUCCUUCCUGGGCUGCGUGCUGCAGAUCCGCAGCCUCUGGUGGUUCCUUACUGCACCGUGGGCUACCGAUCUGGUGUCUACGCGAAGGAGCUCAUGAACAAGCAUGGACUGCAAAACGUGCGCAACGGCGAGGGUGUGAUCAUGUGGACCUUCGAUGGUAGCGGCCUGGUCCGUCCGGCACCGGGUGCACCAGGGACGGUGGUCGGCAAAAGUGCCGAGGAUGCUGGUGAGGCUCCGUCCACCGCCUGGGAGCCAGUGACCCGCGUGCACGUCUACGGGAAGCCCUGGGACAUGGCGGCCGAAGGGUACACCACGGAGUUCUUCUCCCAGUCUGGCGGGGCCUACCGCUUCUUGAAGCAGAAGUGCUCGGAGAGAGGCAUCAAAGUGCUGCCAUGGCUCUUCAUCUUCGCGCUGUUCUAUCUUUUCUUCACGCCCGCCUGCGGCGUGAUGUACAGCUGUGGCUGCCGGGUUUUCCCCGCUAAGUACGGCCAGGUCGCCACGUGUAAUAUCUUCACGCCGGGCCACCCGCCCGAGCACAAGUGCCCUUGGUGCAGCUGCCAGGGACUGUCCUGCCUAUUCGUGGCAUUCGACACCCGUGCAUUCAGGAAUGUCCCACUCUUAGAUCUUUGCCCGGAUGGAUGCUUCGUGACCAUGAUCACCGUGGGUGUCCUGUACUUCGCCUUCGCGCGAACCGACAAGUUCCUUCUGCGCAGGAACUUCGGUCCUGGGGCGAUAGCGGCCACGAAGUCCUGCAUCGCCCUGGCAUACUUUGUGCUGUACUGUUUGGCUUUUGGCGCGAUUUUCUUCCUCGGGAGCCCGGAGUACCCGCACUUCCUGGGUAUCGAGCGAGAGCUUUCGCUGGACGUGGACAACGCCACUGCUGCUUGA
Molecule: messenger RNA, 2853 nt
Organism: Symbiodinium natans
Lineage: Eukaryota; Dinophyceae; Suessiales; Symbiodiniaceae
Source: the annotation of a GenBank genome assembly